Molecule: messenger RNA, 1245 nt
Organism: Sphaeramia orbicularis (orbiculate cardinalfish)
Lineage: Eukaryota; Metazoa; Chordata; Actinopteri; Kurtiformes; Apogonidae
Gene: ube2d2l
Product: ubiquitin-conjugating enzyme E2D 2 (UBC4/5 homolog, yeast), like
Exons: 7
Coding region: 321-764 (147 amino acids)
Source: RefSeq, a predicted model, not a curated record
UACUUUGACAGCUGCUCGGUGUGUCGGUAACGGAGGACAUUUUGAGCCGCUGCGGUCGGUCAGCGCUGUUAUUUGAGUGGCAGCCUAAAGUCAAGGCUGAAGUACAGUCAUCGGACUGAGCCGUAAUUGGCAACAAAAUAACCGAAAAUUAGGAAUAUAUCGUCGUUUUUUUCCUAGCAUAUGUGUAGCCUAGCCUGCUAGCUUACCAGCCACAAAAAGCUAGCACAGUCCUAGAUGCUAGUUAGUUAGCGAUACCUAGCUGGCCUGCCCUCCUCCUCCACUUCCUCCACCUCGACAGCCGGUCCCUCCACGCAGACACAAUGGCUUUAAAACGAAUUUCCAAGGAGCUAACCGAUCUGUCCAAAGAUCCCCCAGCUCAGUGCUCAGCCGGACCCGUCGGUGAAGACAUGUUUCAUUGGCAAGCUACUAUUAUGGGUCCACCUGACAGUCCCUAUCAGGGCGGAGUAUUUUUCCUGACUAUUCAUUUCCCCACAGAUUAUCCCUUCAAACCACCCAAGGUCGCCUUCACAACAAGAAUUUAUCACCCAAAUAUUAACAGUAAUGGCAGCAUCUGUUUGGAUAUAUUGAGAUCGCAGUGGUCUCCAGCAUUAACGGUCUCUAAAGUCCUUUUGUCCAUUUGUUCUCUGUUAUGUGACCCGAACCCUGACGACCCGCUAGUGCCAGAGAUCGCCCGCAUCUACAAAACAGACCCUGCUAGGUACAACAAGACAGCUCAGGACUGGACUCAGAAAUACGCCAUGUGACCACCUCCUCCUCUCACUGCUGGAACAAACUGUUUUUCUUUUCUCAUCCGACAAUAACGGCAAUUUGUUCAGAUUGUUUUUGUUGAUGUCGUCAUUCGACUGAGAUGCUUUUAAAGUAUUGAUUUGCCCUCUUCUGUUUCUCUCUACAAAGACGUGACGGGCGGCGGAUUGAGCUGUGAAUGUGCCAACGACCCUGCAGAGCUGAAACCGAACCGUUAGAGUAAAUCAAACCAAUAAUGUACUGCAUGUGUCCACCUAAAAUAAACGACGCUUUGUUUCGUUUUUUGUUUUUUUUUGGUUGUUUUUUUCUUUUUUGUCGUUUUUCUGUUGUUUUUAGAAGAGCGAGCCGUUAGUUUAUCCAUCAUCCACAACACUGUUCUCCUCUUUUUGCACUGAAGAUGAAACUCAAAGCUCCCAGCGGCUGAUUGAUCAACUAAUAGCUCUGUGAUGGUUUUUUCUCAAUAAAGUUGAACAAAUUGCA